UUCCUUUCCAAGCAUACUAGCGUCCUUUUUUUUGGCUUCCCCUGGAACUCUUGACUCUCUGCUUUACUUGAGUCCCUCUCCUCUUCCUCCUCCUCUUCUUCUUCUCCUCCCUCGCCUGUUAUCUCCUUCCCCCCCCCCCUCCUGCUCCUCCUCCUCCUCCCUCUCCCCUUGACAACCCCUCGUCGGACUGACUCUUCAAUCGAUUGAGUUUCAGAAAUGUCCGCUGUCAACGGGAGCUUUGUCUCCCCUUCGGCUGAUGCCGUUGUCUCCCCUCAACUCUUUGAGCCUUCCGGUCUGGUCGCGUCCCUUGUCGGCGGCCUCAAUGUCUGGAAGGCCAUCGUGACGUUGUUCCUGGGUGCCAUUAUCUAUGACCAGCUGCGUUAUUUCUGGCUCAAAGGCUCGAUCAUCGGUCCGACAUGGAAAUUGCCCUUCAUGGGACCGUUCCUCGAAUCGGUCAACCCGAAGUUCACCGAGUAUAAGGCCAAAUGGGACAGUGCAGAGUUGAGCUGUGUUUCCGUCUUCCACAAGUUCGUCGUCAUUGCCUCCUCCCGUGAUAUGUCUCGCAAGAUUUUCAACUCCCCCGCCUACGUCAAGCCGUGUGUCGUCGAUGUUGCGCACAAGCUCCUCGGCAAGACCAACUGGGUCUUCUUGGACGGCAAGGAACACGUCGAAUAUCGCAAGGGUCUGAAUGGCCUGUUUACGCGUCAGGCGCUGUCCUGCUACUUGCCCCGCAUGGACGAGGUCUACAACGACUACUUCAAGCGCUUUCUCGAUGUCUCCAAGGCCCACCAGCACAAGCCCGUCCCGUUCAUGCCCGAGUUCCGCGAACUCAUGUGUGCCGUCUCCUGCCGCACCUUUGUCGGUCACUACAUCAGCGAGGAGGCCGUCCAGAAGAUCGCCGAUGACUACUACAUGAUCACCGCCGCCCUGGAGCUGGUCAACUUCCCCUUCAUCCUGCCCUUCACCAAGGCCUGGUACGGCAAGAAGGCCUCCGACAUGGUCCUGGAGGAGUUCUCCAACUGUGCCGCCAAGAGCAAGGCCCGCAUGGCGGCCGGCGGCGAGGUCUCGUGCAUCAUGGACGCCUGGGUCAAGUCCCAGCAGGAUUCGGCCCGCUACCGCGAGAAGCUCGCCAAGGGGGUCCCCGCCGAGGAGAACGAGAAGCCCGCGCAGCUCCUGCGCGAUUUCAGCGACUUUGAGAUUGCCCAGACCAUCUUCACCUUCCUGUUCGCGUCCCAGGACGCCACCAGCGCCGCGUCCACCUGGCUGUUCCAGCUCAUGGCCGACCGCCCCGAGGUCCUGGACAGGGUCCGCGAGGAGAACGUGCGCGCGCGCAACGGCGACCUCAAGGCGCCGCUGACCAUGGAGCUGCUUGACAGCCUGCAGUACACCAAGGCCGUGGUCAAGGAGACCCUCCGGUACCGCCCGCCCGUGAUCAUGGUCCCCUACCUGGUCAAGAAGGAUUUCCCCAUCACGGAGAAGAUCACCGUGUCCAAGGGCUCGAUGAUCAUCCCGUCGGUGUGGCCCGCCACGCACGACGAGGACGCCUACCCCAACGCCGACUCGUUCGACCCGGACCGCUGGAUCACGGGCACGGCCGAGCAGCACCCCAAGAACUGGCUGGUGUUUGGCACGGGGCCGCACUACUGCCUGGGUCAGACCUACGCCACGUUGAACCUGAUGGCCAUGAUUGGCAAGGCCAGUUUGGAGAUGGACUGGGAGCACACCCCGACGCCUCAGUCGGAGGAGAUCAAGGUGUUUGCCACGAUUUUCCCUCAGGAUGACUGCCUGCUGACCUUCCGUCCUCGCGCCUAAACAUUUCAUAAUUCUUUGAAAUCAGAAAGAAAAGAGACAAAAGAGUUCCCACGAGGUUCUAAGUCCUCCAGUGUUGUUCUAUCCUGGAGAUAGACUGACCGUACCUUUUUUUUUUUCUUCUUUUUUCCCUCUUCUUUUCUCCUCUUCUUCUCUCCUCUUCUUUUCUUCUUCUCUUCUCUUUUCUUCAUCUUUUUUCUUAUCUUUUAUCUUGAUUUCCCUUCUCGUGUCUAUACCUACUUGUAUCAUGCCCCGUGAGAACAACAACCACGGGAUUUUGUGAUGGAUGGAUGGGGUCAGCCUGGAGUAUAUGAAUUGUAUGAUCGGAUCCAUGGAGAGGUCGGCUUACGGGCGCGACCUUUCGUUUAGCAUUAUGUCUUAGAACUAAUAGUAAUUGUUAUUGACAGUUUUUCAAA
Aspergillus candidus is the source of this 2225-nucleotide messenger RNA. RefSeq names its product C-22 sterol desaturase erg5 (gene erg5). NCBI's taxonomy places the organism in Eukaryota, Fungi, Ascomycota, Eurotiomycetes, Eurotiales, Aspergillaceae. Gene Ontology annotation, biological process: sterol metabolic process. The transcript has 4 exons. Gene Ontology annotation, molecular function: monooxygenase activity; heme binding; oxidoreductase activity, acting on paired donors, with incorporation or reduction of molecular oxygen. The record is from RefSeq and is a predicted model, not a curated record. The coding region runs from base 217 to 1812 and encodes 531 amino acids.